AUGCUGAAACUGUUAAAUAGAGCAUAUAAUAAUCAAUUUUAUGAUACUCAUAUAUCGCCAUUGAUUGUUCGAAAAAUAUACGGAUUUUUAUGUUGUGAAGUCAAGAACAAUUGGGGUAAUCUAUUAAAUAGCCAGAAACAAAUUCGAUAUAAAUCAUACAAUCGCUUCUUGGAUUAUUCAAAAGUACCCAGGCUAGAUGAAAAUGAUUUACAAGAACAACAUGUUAGAGGAACUGGACCUGGCGGCCAAGCAACUAACAAGACGAAUAACGCAGUAAUUUUAAAACACAAACCUACAGGAUUAGUUAUAAAAUGUCAUCAAACUAGAAGUUUAGAACAAAAUAGAAAAAUUGCUAGAGAGAUAUUGUUAAGAAAAUUAGAUAAUUUAGUGAAUGGUCAGGAUUCUCUGGAAAGUCAAAAGGAACGAUUAAUGAAAAAAGAUUCUAUUAAGAAGAGACAAAAGAAAAAAAAACUCGCAGAUUUGAAGAAUGCGUUUAUGGAACGCGAGAACUUAAAAUAAUCGAAAAUAUAAUGUAUCAUUUAAACAAUUUUUUGCUCUAGAUAUUAUGUAAUAUCUUGUCUAAUAAAAUUUAAGUCAAACACAA
This is a messenger RNA of Bombus pyrosoma, 604 nucleotides long. Its product is annotated as mitochondrial translation release factor in rescue. The coding region runs from base 1 to 519 and encodes 172 amino acids. The transcript has a single exon. Gene Ontology annotation, cellular component: mitochondrion. Gene Ontology annotation, molecular function: translation release factor activity. The record is from RefSeq and is a predicted model, not a curated record. Lineage: Eukaryota; Metazoa; Arthropoda; Insecta; Hymenoptera; Apidae. Gene Ontology annotation, biological process: translational termination.